GUGUAUUUGUUUGAGAGUAAGAGUCAGUGCAUUGGAAACAACACUAAUGUAUGCAAUGAUUGACUCAAUACUACUCUCUGUGCAGACAUUUCUCAAUACAAUACAGUAUACUAUAGUCUAUACUAUAGACUAAUAUUAAUAUAAACUGAAUAACAAUAUACAGACAGACAGACAACACACACGACAUCAAAAACAAUUGCAUUUUAUUGUUGUUUGUCUUAACCAUCAUUUACUGCCAUCACAACCAACGGAUCCAUUCAUCAAUACAUUCAUUCAUUUCAGUGAUUGUUAAGUGUUUUAAUCUGUGUUGACUCUUCUGCGGUGAUAAAUAGCGAAGAAGACAUUUGAAGACCAAAUUGAUUGUCUGAUUGAUUGAUUGAUUUUGUUGUUGUUAUUAUUGUUUGUGUUGUUUACCGUCAUCUAAGACCCGAUGUCAACACCAGCUCGAAGACGAUUAAUGAGAGACUUUAAAAGACUACAAGAGGAUCCACCGGCGGGUGUGAGCGGAGCGCCAACCGAUAACAAUAUAAUGCUAUGGAAUGCAGUCAUAUUCGGUCCUCGUGACACUCCCUUCGAAGACGGGACUUUUAAAUUGACCCUCGAAUUUACCGAAGAAUACCCAAACAAACCGCCAACGGUUCGGUUUGUGUCGAAAAUGUUUCACCCGAACGUUUAUGCCGACGGAAGUAUUUGUUUAGAUAUACUACAGAACCGUUGGAGUCCUACUUAUGACGUGUCAGCGAUACUGACAUCAAUACAGUCACUAUUGGACGAACCGAAUCCCAACAGUCCGGCUAACAGUUUGGCCGCACAGCUCUAUCAGGAGAACCGACGCGARUACGAGAAACGGGUGGCCGCUAUCGUCGAACAGAGUUGGCUUAACUUUAGCGAAGACGAGGAAAAGGAGACCAAAAAGGAGUCUUAAUGUCUACUCAAACCAUAUAUGUGUUUGAGAUUAACACCAGUAUAUAAAUAUAUAUUAUAAAUAUAUAUAUAUUG
Molecule: messenger RNA, 999 nt
Organism: Oppia nitens
Lineage: Eukaryota; Metazoa; Arthropoda; Arachnida; Sarcoptiformes; Oppiidae
Gene: Ubc6
Product: ubiquitin-conjugating enzyme E2 A
Exons: 4
Coding region: 431-925 (164 amino acids)
Biological process (GO): DNA repair; protein polyubiquitination; proteasome-mediated ubiquitin-dependent protein catabolic process
Cellular component (GO): HULC complex
Molecular function (GO): ubiquitin conjugating enzyme activity
Source: RefSeq, a predicted model, not a curated record